Messenger RNA from Temnothorax curvispinosus, 5867 nucleotides. It is a transcript of the gene SCAR, whose product is annotated as wiskott-Aldrich syndrome protein family member 3. The record is from RefSeq and is a predicted model, not a curated record. NCBI's taxonomy places the organism in Eukaryota, Metazoa, Arthropoda, Insecta, Hymenoptera, Formicidae. Gene Ontology annotation, biological process: actin cytoskeleton organization; positive regulation of Arp2/3 complex-mediated actin nucleation. Gene Ontology annotation, cellular component: SCAR complex; cytoskeleton. The transcript is spliced from 8 exons. Bases 66 to 1853 code for a protein of 595 amino acids. Gene Ontology annotation, molecular function: Arp2/3 complex binding; protein kinase A regulatory subunit binding; actin binding.
GAGAGAGCGGUGAGUGAGUUACCGCGAAGAGGAGCCAGGAGGAACGAGUAGUCGGCGAGCCGAAGAUGCCGCUUCCGAAGCGACUGGUGGAGCCUGUGCACGUGGCACGCGGCACCAUCCCUGAUGACUUCCCGCUGCCAUCGGAACUCGAGGCAGCCACCAAUGGUACUCUGGCCAACACUAUCAGGCAACUCUCUAGCCUAUCGAGGCACGCCGAGGAUCUCUUUGGCGAGCUGGCGAGAGAAGCGCACGGAUUGAGCGAUCGAGCUAAUUCCCUGCAGGCUAGGAUAGAUCGUUUGGCCGUCAAGGUCACCCAAUUGGACAGUAACGUCGAGGAAGUCUCGUUGCAAGAUAUACACAUGAGGAAAGCGUUCAAAAGUUCCGUGGUGUUCGACCAGCAAGUCGUCUCCAGGGACACCAUGCCGACAGCGAUGCUGGAAACGUAUCACCAAUGCGACACGCCGCCGCCCCUGGACAAGCUUAAUAUUUACAGGGAGGAUGGCAAGGACGGCUUGAAAUUCUACACCGAUCCGAAUUACUUCUUCGACCUGUGGAGUCAGGAAAUGCUCAAAGACACGGAGAAGAAAUUGCACGAUCGAGGAAAGAAGAGCGAGUCUGAAUAUGCCGAACCGUUCAGAGAGCCGCACAGGCCUCGGAAUGAGGGUGGCGGCGGAGGAGGCGGCAGGCACAAGAAGCGCGUGAGGCAGCCGCAUAAUACGAGGGAACGGCAACGGCAACUGGCAGUCGGCCAUGGCGAAUACAUCAUGCCGACGCAGGCGGUGCAGUACAGGGCGCCACACAAUGUACAGCCCGACGAUGCGUUACUGGGAAUAGUAAUGACGGAUCCCAGGCCGCCCAGACCCAACAGCAUCGAACUGCGACGAAGCUACCCUCCAGAAGAACAGCAUCUCUACAGCCCGCCGUCUUCCGAUCUCUACAGGGGAACGAACUAUAUGACUCAGGGCUACGAUGAUAAUCCAUACGGUUCACAUUACGCCUCGGGUCAGGGGCCGCCCGGCAGCGAGGCGUAUCAAAGUCCCGGCGGUCAAAGCACCCCAAGUCGGGGCGGUAGGUCGCGACCGUCACAACCGCCACCGGCUCCGCCGAGUAACGCUUCCAGCAAUUCCACGCCCACGGUGGCGUCUGCCAACAACACUCCCACCAGGGGAAGAUCCAUGAGCACCGGCAGGGACACCCUACCGCCGCCACCACCACCACCAGGAGAAACCAUGUCUCCUCCUUCCAUGAAUGGUUCCAUACCUCCGCAUUUGCUGAACAGGAGCGGAAGUCGGUCGGACAGUCCUCUACCAAGCCAACGUUCGACACCAACACCGCCGAAUCAUUCAGGCCAAUUGGGAGCGGACGAGACAGAUCCAGCACCCCAGGAUCUUCCGCCACCCCCGCCCACCCCAGAUCCCACCCCGCCAAGACCCAUCUCACCUCCGUGCAACAUCCCGCCACCUCCACCACCGCCGCCUCCUCCACCGGUCGUCAACGGACCCACGGCGCCGUUACCGUUGACAAACGGCGAUAUCGCGAAGAUGAUUGCAACCAAUCCGCCGAAGCUCAGGCCCCUGAAAAGCAUUGUGGAUGGCCAGCUAAAGAAACCCGUCAACCCGAAUAUUCCAUUGGUCGACCCGCGAAACGACUUGCUCAAAGCGAUUCGCGAUGGCAUAAAACUGCGCAAGGUAGAGAAGAUCGAGCAGAAGGAGGUGGAGCGCGUGAAUGCGCUCAACGACGUCGCGUCCAUCCUGGCGCGUCGCGUUGCCGUCGAGUUCAGCGACAGCGAUUCGGCAUCGGAGAGCGAGUGCGACAGCGAAGGCUGGGGUGAGCAGGAGAGUAAUCUGGCGUGACCCAACUCCCUGUCAUCCGCCGCCGUUUCUGCCUCUUAAGGAAACGGCCGAUCAAUUCGUUUCGAUGCUCCGACGCCACCCUAACGUUCUCCGGCGCUGUAGCGAGCCGAUCUAUUCUGUUUCUCGUUUAGUAUCUCCAUGGCCGAUAUCUCUCUUCCGUGGAAUCGCAAAACGCUCGCGCGCUUUAAACAUUAUGUAUUUAGAUUAUGUAAAUUCUGAAUUGUAAAAGGAUAAUUUUGCACAAUUCUCUCAACGGAGAUCAUUCGUCAUGGAGAAUACACAGAUAUGAUCUUAAUUUAUUAUUGCUCGUCGACGAACAAAGACAAUGUAAAUUUCAUUAAUGGAAAUGAUUGUUCGCUCCUUUCAUCGCGUUAUUAAUAUGAGAAAAAUUGAAGUGAUAUCGAUAUUCACAUUAUAUUUUUGCUCUAUUAAUCUUCUGUGUUGAGACAUUUAUUCUGCAAAAAGAUACAAAGUAUCACUCGAUUGAAAACAGUGGAGGAGUCGAAGAAAACAGUGUUAAAUUUCUGAGAAAAAAUUCUUGAAAAAUAUAUUUGAGUUUCGACGAUUUCAUGGAAUCGUCAAUCAUGACAUCGUCCUUUUGUCUCACAAGUCAAGUCGCAAUAUUGAACCGACUGGUCGGUCAAUCAGUCGAAAAAGCAAUAGCACUGUUUAGUUUAAUCAUUCUGUUCUUAGGACGUCCUCGAAGACCUGCUAAUUGCGGCCAAUUUAAUCGCGAACGUAGUUCAACCGAAUCGCGAUUCGAAUCUUGAGUGCCAGCGAACGGAGCACUCGUGAGCUCGUAAAAAAAAACAAUGCGAAGAUCACGCACUAGUUAAUAGUGUAAUUCGUAGAUCCAGGUUGUAAGUUUCCUGGAACGGCAGGAACAUCCUGGAAAAGGCGGCUGACAGCUUGAACGCCACAUUUAUAGUCUUUUUAAAAUACUGCGCUUUAAAUUAAAAUACCUUCCGCAUAUUUCCGGCUUGUACGGCUCUCUCAGAGAUCACAGUUUAUAUAGGUAUUGAUAAAUAUAUAUAACACAUAUAUAUUAUUUUAUAUGUUAUCAUUAUAUAAUCACUGUAUAAAUUCAUCCAUCAAGAAAACAUAAAUUUCUAUAAAUUUAUAUGAAUUUUCGGAACGAGAGAAUGUAAGAAGCAUUAAAUAAGAAAAGGUACAGACUAGAUUUCUACGCGUAAUCUUGGUAUUUAUAAAUGAGAUAUAAUUCUGGUCAUGAUAAUAAUAUUACAGGGCGUUCAAACUGUUGGCAGAAAUAUGCGCACACAGAAAGAAAAAGUGAACGUCGACUUGCCGAAGUCGUGGCUCACCAGGUAGUAAUGACUUCCUUCCCGGCACAUUCCAUAACGACGCUGUACGACGGUGCAUGACGAUCGUUCACUCGUACACACUCAUAUACACGCGCAGACACACACACACAUAAAUAAAUAAUAUAAGAUAAUAAUAGUAAUAAUAUAUAAGCGUCUCUACUUACCCCAUAGACGAGCGCUCCGCGUAAAAUCUAUCGCACUAUCGACAAGGCGACGCGAGUUAAACCAAAAGGGCGCAGGGCUGGGUACUCACGAGCGAGACUGUAAGAUAGAAAACUUUAAUACCGAAGCUCCUCUUUCGUAUAAUUCUUUGUCGCGACAGCCCUCCGAAAUUUUCUUAUCCUCCGCCGUUUCUUAAGCCGCGAUCUUCCAUGUUACGGCGUCGACCCGCAAGACGAUGCGAAAGUAAUCGCGCUAGUUUUAUGGAUACACUGAUUGUGAAUAUCUUUUAUCCCCGCACGCCUCUUUUUUUCCAAACAAUUUUACGCGAUGCAUUGUUUUGUGCAUCAUUGCUGUAUGACAAUCACGCGUACGAUAAAUGUCUCAGUUUUUUUUCAAGAGGAAGAAAACAGAAAGCGUUUCGUAACUCAAACGGGGCGAUUACUUUUUGCGUCAUUUGCGGAAACUGUUGUGUCGAGAAACCAAAAUACUUUCGUUAAACGAUUCGACUAAACGUGCGAGGGAGGAUUAAUAUUUUUUGGCGUAUCCAUUAGCUUGUAACUCGGUGGGAAAGAAGGCGAGAGAAAAGGGUCGUAGGCAACAUAACAUGUUGUUAACGACGCAGGAAACACAGUUGCCAAUCGGAGGGGAGGAAGAAAUAUGUACGAUUGUGAUUUAUUUUGCAUCGAUGUUGGCGAAACACGACGACGACAAUUCUAGAUAAGUCGGUACGCAUAUGUAUACCUACAUAAAUAUAUUUAAAUAUGUAUGUGUAUAUAUGCAUACGCAGAUAUAUAUAAUUAUAUAUAUAUAUAUAUAAAUAUAUUAUAGAAUAUAUUAAAAGAUAUUGGUCGCGUUAAGAAUUACCGCGAAGUUUCACGGCGGUGGCGAGGAAGACGAGCGUUUUUUUUUUCUCCGCCACCACCGCUAUUUCCCCGAGAGUAAGGAUCUGUAAAUUUUCUUGUACGUACCGCAAAUCUUCUGUAAGUAAACGCGAAAAUGGGGCGAGCGAUUCUGUUGGACCAGGUAAAUGGACACCCGAAGACUUUUGCUUAGAAGAAAGCUGGACGAGUCCGGGUAUUCUGGCAUCCUCCUCCGUGCUUAUUAUUUAAAUUCUUCUCAGGAAAUAGUUGAUUUUUAUUUUCCAGAAAGUCCAGUAAGGUUCAUCUUCGCGCUUCGUACACUUUGUUUCUUUUUUAUUUUACAAAGUUUAAUUUUUAUCGCGGUGUUCGAUCGACUUCGACUCGAAUAAGCGUAAUUGUAUCAAAUGCGUUGUGAGAGGGGCAGAAGGGCGUGCCGAAUCAUCAGCAACGACGUGUGUACAUUUACAUGAGUCUUCGAAUAUAGCUUCGGAAGCUAUAAUUUACAGUGUAACGAUAAUCAACGAGGCUUGCUGAGACGAAAAGUGAAGUGCCCGACAGCUCGAGCUUAAGUUUAAUUUAUUUGGAACUGGAACGAAGAGUGGUGCAGGCGAUUUGAAAAGGGAAAAUCGCACGAUUUCGCGUAGAUUAAUCAAAUCAAAUCAAUUAGUCUUUAAUUUCCGAUUUAGGUAAUAUUAUUGCGCCUGUACAGCGAUCAACUUUCCUGUAAGAGUCAAGAGCAUUUGACUAACGAAUUAUGUUCAUCUUUAUUUCGGAAAAGUAAUCGAUAGACAGUGAUUUCGUUCAGCCUCCUACAUGAAUUGUACUUCACGUCAGAAACUUUUUAUUUGAAUAAUCCGUAUUUUGCAUACGAGAUGCGCCAACGACUCUUUCUAACGAGAUAGCUCUUUUAUUUCUUUGUAAAAAAAUAUUUUUGAAUCAAUCGUUAUGAAAAAUUCAUCGGGAAACAGUCAGUUAUCAGUUUCACAGAGAUGUUGGCGCAUCCGGUAUACAGGCAAACAGCGCGCAGUGCAGAUCGAAACUAGACAUAAGGACAUUAGACGUAAAAGGUAUUCUUAGCUAUCUCGCCAAUUUACGACGCAGUAUUUAUCGGAGGUUUUUUCUAAGGAGAAGACAGAGGGAAAAGGGGAGAGAAGAAAAGGGGUGCGAAACGGGAUUCUCUUUUGGAUGUAGGCUUCUCGAUAUCGUGCGAGUUUGUAUGAACGAAAUAAAUAUAGUUGUCACUCGUCUCAACCGCGCUUUCCGCAGGGGGGGUUUCCCGUAAAACUAAAUUAUUGUAAAGCCGUUGUGUACCUAAUGUCCAUGGGUAUUCCAAAGCUUAUGUAAAACGAAGUGUAUGCUCGUGAUACAGAUAUAUAUAUAUAUAAUAAUAUAUAUAUAUAUUCGAGAAAAAAACGGUCGUCGGGGGAUCGAUCGGGAUCGGUAACAUCCGAGAGAUGAGGAAAGAAAUCGACGAUUUGAGGACGGAGAAUGGGGGAGGGGAGGUCUGGGGUACGAGUCGGUCUCCGGGACUCGCGAAGGGAUCCAUCCAGGUUGCAAGAACGUCAUUUACCCACACCGUUACAAAUAUACGAUGGUAUUAUUAAUAAUAAUAAAUUUGUAGCAAAUCUGUACAAAGCCAAAUAAAUCAAAAAAAUUUCGUAAAUCCUCCA